AGGCUGUUUCGCCUUGAAAUUCACCAGGCAGUCUUAACAGUAGAGAUGGAUUCUGAAGACUGUCCUGUAACGGAGAGCAGUUCUUUGCAUCAGGAGAAAGGGAAAAAGAAUAAUGCUGCCAGUCUCCAUUUUGAAACACAGCACGAAGGGUCUCUUCAAGUUCCUAUCCCAUGUGCUGUCCUCAUUGUGGUCUUCAUUACCAUGUUAAUCAUUGCUCUCAUCGCCUUAUCAGUGGGCAAAUACAACUGUCCAGGCCAGAAUGAGUUCUCCCUGCCAUCAGCCAGCCAUGUGUCUCCGUGCCCAGAUGCAUGGGUUCUGUACCACAGGAAGUGCUACUUCUUUUCCACCACAACAAAGAGCUGGACCUCAGCUAAAAACUCUUGCUCUGAAAAUGGUGCUACUCUUGCUGUCAUUGAUUCUGAAAAGGACAUGAUCUUUCUAAAACGACAUGUGGGUGGAGCUGAACACUGGAUUGGGCUGAAAAAUGGAACAGGUCAGACUUGGAAAUGGACAAAUGGUGAAGAAUUUAAUCACUGGUUCAACCUCACAGGGACUGAGAGUUGCGCAUUUCUGAACAGCAGGGAGGUGAGCAGUGCAGAAUGUGGGCAGAGUUUGCACUGGGUCUGCAGCAGACCCUCCCGAUGACGGGGAAGCAUUUCCUUAGUCCACCAAGCUUCAGGGAAGCCCUUUCCACGGAUGCUGCCCUGCAGUCAGACCUCUCUGUCAAGACUUGAUGAGCAAGUUUUGUAUUCCUUUGGAAACUUGUCUUCCAGACCGAACUGUGGGACCGAAAGGAGAGAAAUUCCAGGAAGAUCUGCUUUGUGAUUUCUUUCUGCCAUGAGCUGAAAAUAUCACAAAUUAAUGGAUAACCAUGUCCAAGAACGACUAUGAAGUCUUUUGGGUGCACUUUAUAUUUUUUAAAUACAUAAUAAAAUAACUAGGUUUAAAGUUAUUAUUUAUUAUUGAAUGACUACCACAAAACGAGUGUAUAUCAAGCAUUUGCACUAUGUGAAGGAGUUAAAUAGUGGUAGUAAAAAGUGAAUGUAGAUAAAUGGAAAUUGACUGGUAACACAGACACUCAUUUUAAAGGAAAUCCUUAUAUUUC
This is a messenger RNA of Fukomys damarensis (Damara mole-rat), 1105 nucleotides long. It is a transcript of the gene Cd69, whose product is annotated as CD69 molecule. The record is from RefSeq and is a predicted model, not a curated record. Lineage: Eukaryota; Metazoa; Chordata; Mammalia; Rodentia; Bathyergidae. The coding region runs from base 46 to 645 and encodes 199 amino acids. Gene Ontology annotation, cellular component: external side of plasma membrane. The transcript is spliced from 5 exons.